This is a messenger RNA of Dermochelys coriacea (leatherback sea turtle), 3479 nucleotides long. RefSeq names its product gastrula zinc finger protein XlCGF26.1-like. Gene Ontology annotation, molecular function: DNA-binding transcription factor activity; RNA polymerase II cis-regulatory region sequence-specific DNA binding. The record is from RefSeq and is a predicted model, not a curated record. Lineage: Eukaryota; Metazoa; Chordata; Testudines; Dermochelyidae. The coding region runs from base 889 to 2979 and encodes 696 amino acids. Gene Ontology annotation, biological process: regulation of transcription by RNA polymerase II. The transcript is spliced from 6 exons.
CCUGAACUGGUCACAGAAGCAUUUUCGGGGUGGCUAGGCUGGGAUGUAACCCCUCACCGCUCAGAAACUACAAAGCAAAUAUCCACAGGCAACCCCCUUCCUCCACACACACGGUGCUCCCAAGGUAUUAUUUGGUUGUUUUUUUUCAAGACAGAAUCAUAAUUUGGGGGUCUGUCUCCUGGGAGUUCGGGGCUGCCCAGGGCCCUGGUCUGAUUUCCCUGCAGGAUUCAGAUCUCGGCCACACCGGAGUCAGACCGGAGUCACUGCUGGCUCUGGCAGGGGGUGAGUGCAGAGGGCCAAUGAGAUCAGUCUCUGCCUGCCUGUCCCAGGGUGGUGCAGGGCAGGGCCGGCUCUAGGCACCAGCCAACCAAGCAUGUGCUUGGGGCUGCACUUCUCAAGGGGCCACGCUCCGGGGCGGGGCGGCACUUCUGAAGGGACAGCACUCCUUUUUUUUUUUUUUUCUGCCUUGGGGCAGCAAAAAAACUAGAGCCGGCCCUUGUGCAGGGGGAGUCCAGGGCAAUUCAUUCAUCAGCUGUUGCCACCAGAAGACUCCGGCUGUUGCUAAGUGGGAGGAGGAGGCUGGUGUGUGUCUCUCUCUGCUCAGGAUACAGCUCUGGAGUUGAGCUGCCUGGAUCAGAAGCUGCCUCCUGCAUUUUGACCUGGGAACUCAAACUGAGAAGCUGCGGUUUAUCCAGCAGAGGAGUGACCUUUGUUAAAGCCCCCUCAGUGCCCAGCUCGGGUGGGGACUUUCUCCGGUGCCUGGAACCAGCCGCAGGGGCAGCCUCAGGCUCUGCUGACACCAGCCCCUGAGCCGGAGUCUGCAGGCUGAGGAAUCAUUUCCAGAUUUUGCUCCAGAUCAACCCAUCUUCCAGGAGAAAGGGAAGGGAAAUGGCUGUGAUGGAGCCAGCUCAGAUGCUGGUGACCUUCGAGGAGGUGGCUGUGUAUUUCACCCAGGGGCAGGGGGCUCUGCUGGACCCCGCUCAGAGAGCCCUCUACAGGGACGUAAUGCAGGAUAACUAUGAGACGGUGACCUCGCUGGGGUUUCCCAUUCCAAAACCUGAGCUGAUCGCCCAGCUGGAACGAGGGGAAGAGUUGUGGGUCCCGGAUCUCCAGGCCUAUGAGGAAAGAGAGAUCCCGAGAGGCACCCGCACAGCAGGUGCUAAGAGAGUGAGUGAGAAUGAGGAUGGGAAUCAUCAUGAGGACGUUCCUGGGGAAGUUGAUGAAUCUAUUAUAUGUGGUGGAAGACACAAGGAUCCCACAGCCCAGCAGAGAAAUCCCAAUGAAGAGAAACCCUAUCGGUGCCUCGAAUGUGGGAAAGGAUUUAUUCUGAGAUCACACCUUGUGACACAUCAGACAAUCCACACUGGAGAGAAACCCCUUCAUUGCUUGGACCGUGGCGAAAGCUUCAAUAAUCGCUCAGAUCUGAAUAACCAUGGGAGAAGCCACACAGGCGAGAAACCCUCUCAAUGCCUCAAGUGCUGGAAAUCUUUCUACUCAAAGUCAGCACUAAUUAGACAUCAGAGAACCCACACAGGAGAGAGACCCCAUAAGUGCUUAGACUGUGGGAAAAGUUUCACACAGAAAUCAGGCCUUGUUACACAUGGGAGAAUCCACACAGGAGAGAAACCCCAUAAGUGCUUGGACUGUGGGAAAAGUUUCACACAGAAAUCAGGCCUUGUUACACAUCAGAGAAUCCACACAGGAGAGAGACCCCAUAAGUGCUUAGACUGUGGGAAAAGUUUCACACAGAAAACAGGCCUUGUUACACAUCAGAGAAUCCACACAGGAGAGAGACCGCAUAAGUGCUUAGACUGUGGGAAAAAUUUCACAGAGAAAUCUGGCCUUGUUACACAUCAGAGAAUCCACACAGGAGAGAGACCCCAUAAGUGCUUGGACUGUGGGAAAAGUUUCACAGAGAAAUCAGGCCUUGUUAAACAUGGGAGAAUCCACACAGGAGAGAGACCCCAUAAGUGCUUGGACUGUGGGAAAAGUUUCAUACAGAGAUCUACCCUUGUUUCACAUCAGGCAAUCCACACAGGAGAGAGACCCCACAAGUGCUUGGACUGUGGGAAGAGUUUCAUACAGAGAUCUGCUCUUGUUUCACAUCAGGCAAUCCACACAGGAGAGGUUCCCUAUAAAUGCUUAGACUGUGGGAAAAGUUUCACAUGGAGAUCUGCCCUUGUUUCACAUCUGAGAACCCACACAGGAGAGAAACCCCAUAAGUGCUUGGACUGUGGGGAAAGUUUCAUACAGAGAUCUGCCCUUUUUUCACAUCAGGCAACCCACACAGGAGAGAGACCUUAUAAAUGCCUCUACUGCGGAAAUGGUUUCCUUUGGAAUUCAGACCUUAUAAGACAUCAGAGAAUCCACACAGGUGAGAGACCCCAUAAGUGCUUAGACUGUGGGAAAAGUUUCACACAGAAAUCAGUCCUUGUUACACAUAAGAGAACCCACACAGGAGAGAGACCCCAUAAGUGCUUGGACUGUGGGAAAAGUUUCACGGAUAAAUCAGGCCUUGUUAAACAUGGAAGAAUCCACACAGGAGGGAGACCCCAUAAGUGUUUAGACUGUGGGAAAAGUUUCAUAUGGAGGUCAGGCCUCUUUAAACAUCAGAGAAUCCACACAGGAGAGAGACCCCAUAAGUGCUUGGACUGUGGCAAAAGUUUCACAUUGAGAUCAGACCUUAUAAGACAUCAGAGAAUCCACACAGGAGAGAGACCCCAUAAGUGCUUGGACUGUGGGAAAAGUUUCACAUGGAGAUCAGCCCUCGUUAAUCAUUGGAGAAUCCACACAGGAGAGAGACCCCAUAAGUGCUUGGACUGUGGGAAAAGUUUCACAUGGAGAUCAGCCCUUGUUAAUCAUUGGAGAAUCCACACAGGAGAGAGACCCCAUAAGUGCUUGGACUGUGGGAAAAGUUUCACACUGAGAUCACACCUCAUUAAACAUGGGAGAAUCCAUACAGCAUUUAAACUUCUGUGACCCAUAGCCAGGAAGGGUGAAGUAACUUGCAGGCUAAUUGAUCUAGAUUCAGCCUUUAGAGACAUGCUUCUAAGUGUGUAAAUGGUAUUUAGGGCCAUUGCAUGUUCUAUAGGCUUGAGCUUUGAAAUGUAAACUUGUAUUCCUAAAGAAUUGGAAGAUGGUAACCAAAGUAGUCUCUGUUUACCUAUAUCUUGUUAGAGGUUAACAAUGUAAUCAGUUCCUCUCUAAGGCUGUAUUCUGUUAACUUGGAGAUCAAAAGGAAAUAUUAACAUUUAGAUAAAACUUAGGUGUAAUAAUGUCCUUGUCUGCAUGUCUCUUUAAAAUGUGUGGUAAACAGUCCAUGAACUGCUUAAUGGAUAAUCACCUUCUGUUAAUCCAUGUAGUUAAUUGCCGGUGAUGUUUAGGAAAUACAAGGUUAUUUCGAAAGCCUGUUUUUCACCCCAGGACUGCGUGCCAUCGAGAAGGCUGCAAAAAACUGUAUAAAAACUCUUGGGACCUGA